Danaus chrysippus (African queen) is the source of this 999-nucleotide messenger RNA. NCBI's taxonomy places the organism in Eukaryota, Metazoa, Arthropoda, Insecta, Lepidoptera, Nymphalidae. The record is from the annotation of a GenBank genome assembly.
AUGGCUUUCCUUUGCCCUGUGAGGAUCAGACGAGGAAAGAAAAAGAAAUCCAGUAGCGGUGAUUCGGACAAAGAACUAUCACGUCCAGGCUCAGGUUUGAGUCCUGGUAUGGGUCGGAUCACUGGUUCUGCGAGCAUAGAAACAUUAGUCAGGGUCGGUAUAGAGAAGGAGCAUGGAUUGAGCCCCGAUUCAAAAAUGGUUGUACUUCAUGACUUUGCACCUUGCGUAGAUGAUGAACUCGAGGUGAAAAGAGGACAAAUUGUAAAUGUUCUGUAUCGAGAAAAUGACUGGGUUUAUGUUAUUGUGACUGAUUCAAGACGAGAGGGCUUCAUACCGCAUUCAUAUUGUGCUCCCUGUGACCAUCAUGACUUGAAGAAGAAACUCCCGAGAAGCAGAUCACCCACCGAUUUAGCACAUAGGGAUGUGUCACAGCUGUCAUUGUCUGAUGGAGCAACAAAUGAUGGUCAUUCGGAACUGGGGAGUGAAGGAGAGGCUUGUCCUUUCAGCAAAGAUCCAUCGGGGAGAUAUGUGGUGUUAUACACAUUCACUGCUAGAGAUGAAAAUGAUGUGGAUGUUGAACGAGGGGAAUUUGUAACAGUUCUGAAUAGAGAGGAUCCGGAUUGGUAUUGGAUUGUGAGGAGCGAUGGCCAAGAAGGUUUUAUACCUUCGGGAUUCGUAUACCCAGCUGUUGUUCAACCAACACAACAAGACACGACACAGACGCUGUCGUCACCGGCGGCUAAUUCUAACAACACAACGAACAACAACACUAAUAUAUCAAACGACGACGGCAGAUACCACGGGACUGAACUAGUCAUGCUAUACGAUUAUAAGGCUCAAGCCCCGGAUGAUUUAUCAGUGAAGCGCGGUGAAUGGGUUUAUGCAGAUCUAACCCAGCAGACAGUAGAGGGUUGGUUAUGGGCUCACGCUCCCAAGUCGAGAAGAUCAGGAUUCAUACCUACUGCAUACGCCCGACCACCUCAUACGACAGCACUAUGA